AUGGAGUCAUUCCGAACCUACAUGGAACUCCAUAACGCAUCUGAUGUCGUCAUGUGCCGAGCCUUCUUGCUGACCUUGGCCGAUGCUGCACGGCUUUGGUUUAAACAGUUAAAACUAAGGUCCAUCAAAUCAUUUUCCGAGCUCAGCAAGGCCUUCCUCACCAAUUUCAGUAGAGGAAAGAAAAGACUCAAAGCGCCAGCUCAUCCGAUGAAUAUAGUCCAGAGAGACGACGGGCUCUUAAAAGAUUAUAUCAAGCACUUCAAUAUGGAAGCACUACAAGUACGAAAACACUCAAACAAAACCGCACUGAACGCCAUCAUGACCGGCCUGAGAGACAAGUCGUUCCUCUUCUCUUUGGAUAAGAACCCUCUUACUAUGUUGGCCAAGUUCCUGAACCGAUCACAGAAGCAUGCUAAUGUCAAAGAAUCCUGGAUCUUACAAGACGCCGUUCAAAAAAAAAAGUUCUGCGAUCAAAGAGCACAUGAAUAA
This is a messenger RNA of Magnolia sinica, 489 nucleotides long. RefSeq lists its product as uncharacterized. The transcript has a single exon. NCBI's taxonomy places the organism in Eukaryota, Viridiplantae, Streptophyta, Magnoliopsida, Magnoliales, Magnoliaceae. The coding region runs from base 1 to 489 and encodes 162 amino acids. The record is from RefSeq and is a predicted model, not a curated record.